GUUCUACACUUUGCCCUUUGCUUCAUCUGCUCGUGCCCCCCCCCACCACGUCACUCACUAGGGCAGCGAAACCGCCCAACAGGAAUUGUUCAAUGAGUAACUUCUUCGCAAACUCGUUUCAUAUUCGAAGUCUUCGCAAGCGGCGAGGGACAUUUGCGAUGGCGCGGGAGGUCGGGGCCUGGGAGGUUUUGGUGCAAUUCUCGAGGUGCGUCUCGGGAUCCUACUGCGGCUACUGCGGCGGCGACACGGGCAAGUGGAGCAGCGGGAUGUGGGCCCAUGCCUUAACAGUACAUGAUUACCAGGAUCUCAUAGACCGGGGCUGGAGGAGGAGUGGCGAGUACUUGUACAAGCCCAUCAUGGAUAAGACCUGCUGUCCUCAGUAUACCAUACGGUGUCAAGUUCUGGAUUACCGACUCUCCAAGUCCCAAAAGAAGAUUCUGAAGCGAAUGACCAUGUACCUUACGAAUGGAGACAUCUUACCCACUGAGGUGCCCAUGGACGAGCACCCUUCUGCGUGCCACGUGCCACAUCCGGUGGAAAAGCCAUGCCAACUGGACACGGUGAUUGUGGGAGAAGUCGACCAAUCUGACGGGGCUUUGCCGAAGAUAUCUGGUUCAUCGUCCGAAGAGAGGGCAAAGAGGCCCCCCAAACCUGGUGUGGGCGCUGACCCAAGCCGCCCAAUGGCUCGUAAGGCCAAGGACCUGCGCAGGGAAAGGAGGAUGCUGAAACAGCAGAAGCAGGACGGCAUGGAGAGUGGAGACCAAGCAUCGGGCAGCUCUCAGCCGGAGUCCUCCUCUGCUCAACGUCUUUCUGCAUCGCCUGCUCCGUUUCCAUCCGACGGCCUUGCGUCCGACGCUGGGGCACUCAGCAACGUGGAGAAGGGAAUGCGUUUGGCCGGCCUGUCGCACCGGCAGGCCGGGCAGCACCCUGAGCAACAAGCACCAAAUCAGCCAAAGACCUUGGAGGACUUUGUCACUAAGCACAAGGCGAGAGAUGGCAAGCACAAGCUGGAGUUGAGGCUGGUGCCAUGCUCGCUAGAGAAUGACUCGUUUAGGGCCUCGUUUGACGCGUCGGCGGCUCUCUAUGCCAAGUACCAGGCGGCCGUGCACAACGACGCUCCGGAGCAGUGCUGCUCUGAGGAGUUCAAGCGGUUCCUGUGCAACUCUCCUUUCAAGGACGAGUACGCGACAGAUGGCCCUGACGUGGGCUAUGGCUCGUUCCACCAGCAGUACUGGGUGGACGGGCGUCUGAUCGCCGUGGGUGUCUUGGACAUUCUCCCACGCUGCCUGUCCUCCGUGUACCUCUACUACGACCCCGACUUUGCCUUCCUCUCCAUGGGCAUCUACUCCGCGCUCAGAGAGGUGGCGUUCACACGGCAGCUGUACACGCAGGCGCCGGCACUCCGCUACUACUACAUGGGCUUUUACAUCCAUUCCUGCCCCAAGAUGAGAUACAAGGCCCAAUAUGGCCCAGCUGACCUGCUGUGCCCGGAGACGUACUCCUGGGUCUCUGCGCCGCAAUGCCUGCCCAAGCUCGACGUCAAUAAAUACUCGCGGCUCAACGCGGACGCCAGCGCAGUGGACGAGAACCACCCUGGGGAUGACCUGGCCCGCCUGCUGGUGCUCUACAACAUGCACCCCAUGCUGUACGGGCGCUACCAGCGGCUUGGCGGCGAGGCGGGCCGCGACGACGACGGGGAGGUGCGCGAGUUCGCCGGGCUCGUGGGCCGCGCCUGCGCCCAGCGCAUGCUGCUCUACCGCCAUUGACGGCGCUGCCACCGACGCCGCCGUCACCGGCGCCGCCGGUCACGGCGGCGCCGGUGCGCCUCGGGAGAGAACGGACGUGCGGUUUUGGGGAGAAUCGCGGGCUCCGGGCCUGAAGGAGAGGGGGGGGGGGACGGCAGCGAUGGCGCGGCAAGCGGCGAGACGUUACGGGCUCGGUGCAGGCGGCCAAUUCGCCGUUGCCCCAUUGGCCAAAACGGGCCAACGCUGUCGGCUCGUCGUCCUCCAGGGGGGGGCCGGUGCUGGAACGGCACGAGGUCGCAAGUCACGGGCACUCCGACCAACAUGCAUGCCAACAGUUGCGGCAGUAGAUGCACGCCAUUGCCUUAGUUACAAACCGGUGUUUAUUUUGUGUGUGAUUGAUGGGUCGGGUGAGGCUGGAACCUGAGGGAUUUGAUGAAAAAUAGAGAAAGAGGUGACAGUGAUCUAGUAGGAUUGUUCCAUCAUGAUCCAUUUGUUUCUGCUGUGCUGGCCACCGGCAUGUUGUUAGACCAGAGCCUCCCGAUUCGUUUGCCUUGACCAUGUAACCGUUGGGAUUAUGCGAUUGCCGAUGUUCUCUUGGCACCUUGCCGUUACGUUGUGAUAAUUCCGCACGUCUGUGUAGGUUUCUGCAAGUGGUAAUCCAGGGGUACGUUCAAGGGGACAAUUGCAUGCCGGCCGUGAGUGAGUAGAGGCGGUUAAGUAAUCAACAUGCGGGGAAUGUGCUUUGUUUGUGUCUAAUGUAUACGCAUAAACACCUGCACGUUCAGACAAUUCUCGAUUAUCUGGGAAAAUGGGGAGGGGUGCCCCAGAAAAAACAUAACGAGGGACAUGCAAAAACCUGUCAAUUUGGCCGUGAAAAUGUAUUGAGGAUGUGUCGUCUGGUUUUAUCGCUCCGAUAAAUAAUCGGUUCAUUUGGCGACGCGGUCGAGAUCGGGCACCGAGUCACCAUCCUGCGAGGAGCGAGGAGAGGAGCAAAUUGAACGAAGCGCGAUUGAUCCACAUCCCAAAUAAUACGCCAACGGAAUAAUCGAGAAUUGACUGUGUGCUUAUUAAGUCUGAAUUUUUUUUAUUGAAUUACAUAUAUAGAUAUGAACAGUGACCGCUUAUCUUACUCCAUUAUUCAAUUGUCAUGAAUAACAUAAAGCAGAUGACACUAUCUUUCCUUUUUACAUUUUAUUUUUGUGGCAUCGAAAAGAUUCACGUUUUGCCAUAUGUCUUAAGGUUAAUAUUUUACGGAGUAUGUGUGUGGGCACAGUGGGAGUAAGCAAAACAAAUUCAAAAUGAAAAUGCUGUGGAGAAAGUUUAUUGUGAAUGUGGGUUACAUUCUGGCCAACGUGCUGAGAAGACAUAUCUAAAAGAAAAAGGAAUUGGCCUUAAAAGAGUGUAUCGACUGCGGUUUUCAUUUAAGUUCAUGGCAAAUGGUUGAUCUUUUUUCCCGUGUGAUUCUCUUUCAUUUAAUUCCAGAGAUUUACCAAUAAAAGGUUUCAUUCA
Molecule: messenger RNA, 3254 nt
Organism: Lethenteron reissneri (Far Eastern brook lamprey)
Lineage: Eukaryota; Metazoa; Chordata; Hyperoartia; Petromyzontiformes; Petromyzontidae
Gene: ATE1
Product: arginyltransferase 1
Biological process (GO): protein arginylation
Cellular component (GO): cytoplasm
Molecular function (GO): arginyl-tRNA--protein transferase activity
Source: RefSeq, a predicted model, not a curated record